Molecule: messenger RNA, 1542 nt
Organism: Chironomus riparius
Lineage: Eukaryota; Metazoa; Arthropoda; Insecta; Diptera; Chironomidae
Source: the annotation of a GenBank genome assembly
GUAGCUGACGGGAGUUUGUUUCUAAAAGACAAAUAAAAAAGAAAUUAAUUAAGUCAUUUUUUGUUGUGACUGAAAAUUAAAAUUAUAAAAAAUUAGAAUAAUUAAUCAAAAAUGGUGAUCGAAACUGAAGACUUUAUUCAGAGCAUAAAUGGAGUUCCACUUUACUAUUAUUAUAGUCAACUGCCGUGCUUUCAUCCACCACCAUAUGCAACGCCACCUUAUGAACCACCUAAGACAUUAUUAAUGACAUCAAAAAUCAGACCACCAAGCUUAUCACCAAUCACUCUUACGCCUCCACUAUCUCCUAAUUUAAAUCUAGGAACAACAACGUCGAAUGUUGGUGAUCAAUCAAGACGAGGUUCCGUUAUCAUGAAAGUGGAAAAUUGCCAAAUUUUACCUGCUAAUGAGACACAAAUUAUAAGUAUUGAGCAUGUCUGUCGAUGGGAAAAUUGUUACAAAUUUUUUGACUCAUUAGAGAAGCUUGCGAAUCACGUUUCGAUAAUGCACAGUAGCGUAUCUAAAGAUAACCUAUAUUACUGCAAAUGGGAGGGCUGCGUACGCACAGACAGAGGAUUUAAUGCCCGAUAUAAAAUGCUUGUUCAUUGCCGAACACACACAAAAGAAAAGCCACAUAGAUGUACGUUUGAGAACUGUGGAAAGUCAUUUUCACGUGCCGAGAAUCUUAAAAUUCACAUUCGCUCACAUACUUUAGAGAAACCAUAUAGAUGUAAUUUUCCGGGAUGUACAAAAGCUUAUAGCAACUCAUCAGAUCGUUUUAAACAUAGUCGAACUCAUCAAAAUACAAAACCUUAUUAUUGUAAAAUAAAUGGAUGUCAUAAACGUUACACAGAUCCUUCGUCGCUUAGAAAACAUGUAAAAACGUUUAAUCAUGAAAAUCUGAUUCAGCAACAAUACGAGCUAAAGUGCAAUGAAAGCAUUGAUAGUGAUGAAGUCUCACAGAAAAUUGAAACAUUGUAUUAUCAUGAGGAAGACAAUCAUAAAAUGAACUAUGAGGAACAUCUGGAGGACAAUAAAUAUUCAUAUUAUGAUGAUAACGUUAGAUUGAGGCAAUGGACUGAUAAUAGUGACUUAACAGUUAGAAUCGAGACAAUUAAUUUGAAUGAAAUGCCUCUAGACUUAAGUUUACGACACAAUAGAUAGUAUUUUAGUUUAAAAAUAAAUAAAUAAAUUUGUCUCAACUUUAUUGAUUUAUUUAUUUACCGGCUGGCAAUUGUGGCAAGCCGGCUAAUCCCGGUAAUCCUUGUAUUAAGCUUGGAUCAAAUUUAGUUACAAUUGCUUGAAAUCCCCCAAGAAUCAGCAUUGGUCCACUAUUUGCAAGAUUAUUAACAGGUGCUGGAAGUCCAAGGCCUGGAAUUAAUCCUGGUGCAGCUGUUGUUGUUGUACUUCCACCUGGAACUAUCCCAUCAAGUAUUCCUUUCGCUUCUGUGGCUGUUGGAAGUGACAGUGAAGCUUUACAAGCAAUUAAAACCAAAAAAGUCAAUAAAAUUUUCAUUUUUUUCUUCUACGUUUUGGUUCCGUUAA